This is a messenger RNA of Carya illinoinensis, 1869 nucleotides long. Its product is annotated as serine carboxypeptidase-like 40. Gene Ontology annotation, cellular component: vacuole. Lineage: Eukaryota; Viridiplantae; Streptophyta; Magnoliopsida; Fagales; Juglandaceae. The transcript has 7 exons. The record is from RefSeq and is a predicted model, not a curated record. Gene Ontology annotation, biological process: proteolysis. Gene Ontology annotation, molecular function: serine-type carboxypeptidase activity. The coding region runs from base 137 to 1642 and encodes 501 amino acids.
CUACCCAUCUUUAUAUAUACGUGUGAUAUAAACUUCAUGUAAACAACACUUUUGGAUCUGAAGAUUCCGAACUCAACAUUUCUAAUUCCUUCUUCUGUCUCUCUCUUGUUCACAUUCUGCAGGAACAGAAAACAGAAUGGGAUCGAGUCAGUCUUUUUGUUGGGUUCUUUUGUUCUGUCUCCUUCUUUCAGGCUUUGUGGCUCAAACUCAUGGCAAAAUGAAAGAGCAAGGUCUGCCUCCUCUCAGCCAGUCCAAGUUGAAGCCACAUUUCGGAUUCGACACCAGUUUUUUCGAGGCAGUUCAGGCUGUCAACGAAGACAAAGUUUAUGUUCCUCAUGAGGAGUACUCGAAGGAGGAAGACAGGAUCGAGAGACUGCCUGGACAACCACGGGUGAAAUUCUCACAGUAUGGUGGGUAUGUCACGGUGGAUAAAGCCGCGGGUCGUGCUCUUUUUUAUUAUUUUGCUGAAGCCAACAAUCCCAAGAAAGAUUCAUUGCCUCUUCUUCUCUGGCUUAAUGGAGGCCCAGGUUGUUCAUCCCUGGCCUAUGGAGCAAUGCAAGAGCUCGGACCAUUCCGCGUCCGCAGUGACGGCAAAACACUUUACGCAAACAGAUUUUCUUGGAACCAUGCUGCAAACCUUCUGUUCCUCGAGUCUCCUGCCGGAGUAGGAUUUUCGUACUCGAACAGAUCAUCAGAUUAUAAUACGUGUGGUGAUAGAAAAACUGCAGCAGAUAAUUAUGUAUUCUUGGUGAACUGGCUUAAGAGAUUUCCCGAGUACAAGAACAGACCUUUUUAUAUUUCUGGAGAAAGCUACGCUGGGCAUUAUGUUCCUCAACUUGCACACACCAUUCUUCUUCAUAAUAAGAAGGCUAACAAGACCAUUAUCAACCUCAAGGGAAUUAUUAUUGGGAAUGCAGUGAUCAAUGAUGAAACAGAUAACCGAGGAAUGUACGAUUAUUUUGCGAGCCACGCACUCAUUUCGGACGAGGAUGCCCAAAAAAUAAACAAAUACUGUGAUUUUUCACCCGAUGCCAAGAGUCAAAAUCGCCAGUGUAAUGAUGCCACCGUUGCUGCCAACAGGGACACUUACUACCUCGAUAUCUACAACAUCUAUGCUCCCCUCUGCACCAUGGCCAACUACACUACUCCUCAACCCAAGAAAGUUUCUAUAUCCAAUUUCGAUCCAUGCAGCGAUGGUUAUGUGUAUGUUUAUCUGAAUCGGCCUGAGGCUCAAAAAGCCCUUCAUGCCAAUGUAACCAAGCUUGCACAUGACUGGCAACCGUGCAGUGAUAUCAUAACAGACUGGGGAGAUAGCCCCUCAACCAUCAUUCCCCUUCUGCAGGAGUUCAUGGCCAACGGACUUCGAGUUUGGGUUUUCAGUGGGGACAUUGAUGGAAGGGUUCCAGUUACAUCAACAAAGUAUUCUCUGAAUAAAAUGAAUCUUCCUGUUAAGACUGCAUGGCACCCUUGGUACUUCAAUGGAGAGGUUGGUGGGUAUACAGAAGUGUACAAGGGAGACCUCACAUUCGCAACAGUUAGAGGGGCAGGGCAUCAAGUUCCCAGCUACCAGCCUGCCAGAGCAUUUUCUUUAAUCAAGCAUUUCCUUGAUGGCACACCUCUUCCUGACACCAAAAGAUAUUAGCUUUUCAAUUUAUUCUUCCAUUUGCUGCUUAGUUCCAACUUCCAACUAGGUUGACACCAAAGGAUAUUGUUAGUGUCAAUUUAUUCUCCACUCUUUUUUUUUUUUUUUUACUAUUUUUAUUUAGUUUUCCAUUUGCUUAGUUCCAACUAGGUUGAAUUAUUCAAAGUACUGGUAUAGCAAAGCAAGGUGCAUUUAAUUAAAGCAAAAUGAUGAUUGUUUUUCCUUCU